Messenger RNA from Alternaria arborescens, 663 nucleotides. RefSeq lists its product as hypothetical. Lineage: Eukaryota; Fungi; Ascomycota; Dothideomycetes; Pleosporales; Pleosporaceae. Bases 1 to 663 code for a protein of 220 amino acids. The record is from RefSeq and is a predicted model, not a curated record. The transcript has a single exon.
AUGGCGAAAUCAUUACCGGCACAUCUCACUUACAAGACUGCGCUGGUCUUGCUACCUCCAUCUAGCAUUGCUGCGCCAAUCGAUCGAAUUCGAGGUACAUACGACAAGCAUUUCAAGCGAUGGCCUGCGCACAUCAAUCUGUUAUACCCAUUUCUAUCUGAGCCUUCUGAGCCUAGUGGGCAUGGCAACGGCUCGCAGUCAAGUCUCAAGCCCGACAUACGUGCACGUAUUAUAAGCGCCAUCAAAGACAUACGACCAUUCCAGAUAUCACUCGAGGCGGAUCCUCCAGGGGUUUUUCACCACGGGCCCAAUAGCACAACUGUUUGGUUGGGUCCUACCACCCAGAGUGUCCAACAGCUUCACGCGGCCCUGCAGAAAGAAUUCCCCGAAGUAAACGCAGAUCGACGGCCUUUUACGCCUCACCUUUCUGUGGGGCAAGCGAAGAGCCAGGUUCGCGUGGAUAAGCUCAAGAUGUUGACCACAAAAACAGUGAUGGAUCACACAUUGCUCACAAGUGGGCUACUGGAAAAACCAGGCUCUACCCCCCUCGAAGAAGCCAUACCUAUAGCUCUAUAUUGGGACGUUGAGUAUGUAUACGUCAUUGAACGCCAUGGCAGCAAAGAUCGUUUCAAGGUAGUUGAGGCUAUCAAAUUGGCCGAAUAA